UGUAACUGUCUUGCCACUUGCUUCAGGCCUCCCCUCAUAAUGGCUAGUUACAGCUACAGGCAAUCCUCCUCUUCUGUCGGUGGUGGUGGGUUCGGCAGAGCUCCAAGCAUGCAUGGCGGAUCUGGUGGCCGGGGCGUCUCUGUCUCUUCCGCUAGGUUUGUCUCCUCUGCAGCUGGAGGAGGCCUAGGCAGUGGAUGUGGCGGAGGGCUGAGCAGUGGCUUUGGUGGUGGCUUUGGUGGUGGCUUUGGUGGCGGCUUUGGUGGCGGCUUUGGUAGCGGCUUCGGUAGCGGCUUCGGUGGCACCACUGGAGGUGGGUUCUGUGGCAACCUCAAUACCAACGAUGGCCUCCUUUCUGGAAAUGAGAAGAUAACGAUGCAGAAUCUGAAUGACCGCCUGGCAAGCUACCUGGACAAGGUCCGGGCACUGGAGGAGGCCAACACAGAGCUGGAGGUGAAAAUCCGAGAGUGGUACCAGAAGCAGGGGCCGAGUCCCACCCGGGACUAUAGCCCAUAUUACAAGACCAUCGAGGACCUCCGAGACAAGAUCCUUGCUGCUACAAUUGAAAACAAUAAAAUUGUCCUGCAGGUUGACAAUGCCAGGCUGGCGGCUGAUGACUUCAAAACCAAGUUUGAGACUGAGCAGGCCUUGCGCAUGAGUGUUGAGGCUGACAUCAAUGGCCUACGCAGAGUCCUGGAUGAGCUGACCUUGGCUAGAACUGAUCUGGAGUUGCAAACUGAAAGUCUGAAGGAGGAACUGGCCUACCUUAAGAAGAACCAUGAGGAGGAAAUGAGUGCUCUGUCUGGGCAACUGAGUGGCCAAGUGAGCGUUGAAAUUGACUCUGCUCCAGGCAUUGACCUCACCAAGAUCCUGGCUGAUAUGAGAGAGCAGUAUGAAUUGCUGGCUGAUAAGAACAGGAGGGAUGCUGAAGCUUUGUUUACUAGCAAGAUUGAAGAACUGAACCAAGAAGUUGCCGUCAGCACGGUACAGAUUGAGAGCAGCAAGACUGAGAUCACAGACCUGAGACGCACCCUCCAGGGCUUGGAGAUUGAGCUGCAGUCUCAGCUCAGCAUGAAAGCCGCCCUGGAAGGCAGCCUGGCGGACACAGAGGGUCGCUAUAGCGCUCAGUUGUGUCAGAUCCAGGGCUUAAUCAGCAACAUUGAAGCACAACUGAUAGAGGUGCGAUCAGACAUGGAGCGUCAGAACAGCGACUACAAGAUGCUGAUGGACAUCAAGUCCCGCCUGGAGCAGGAGAUUGCGACCUACCGCCAGCUCUUGGAAGGCCAAGACCAAUACUUCGCAGGAACUGGUUCAGGGACUACUGACAAACCGGGUGAUCCCAAGAGGCUCUGAAAAGCUCCCUCCGCUCCAAGCAGGAAUGAAUGAAAACGGCGCAAGACUUGGGAUGGGCAAUCACUGUCCGCAACAGAUGACAAUUUUACUAUUUCAAAAUCACUCGCAGUAGCUUCUUGAGCACGUAUUCCAGGUGGCUGAGGGCCAUAUGAUGGCUAGAUGAUUUGACUUUGCUCUUCUUGCUUUUACCUUUCUGUAUGGUGUUUCUGUUGCUGCCUAAUAAAGUUCCUUUUGGUU
This is a messenger RNA of Elgaria multicarinata webbii, 1587 nucleotides long. Its product is annotated as keratin, type I cytoskeletal 19-like. Gene Ontology annotation, biological process: intermediate filament organization; epithelial cell differentiation. Gene Ontology annotation, cellular component: cytoskeleton. The transcript is spliced from 8 exons. Gene Ontology annotation, molecular function: structural molecule activity. NCBI's taxonomy places the organism in Eukaryota, Metazoa, Chordata, Lepidosauria, Squamata, Anguidae. The record is from RefSeq and is a predicted model, not a curated record. The coding region runs from base 40 to 1350 and encodes 436 amino acids.